Messenger RNA from Cylindrotheca closterium, 756 nucleotides. Lineage: Eukaryota; Bacillariophyta; Bacillariophyceae; Bacillariales; Bacillariaceae. The record is from the annotation of a GenBank genome assembly.
AUGUCCGAAUCGUCUCUUCGUUGCGUCCUCGUCUACCGACUUGAAAAGGCCGGCAAAGCCAUCUGUCUGGCCAAGUACGACCACACCUACGAGGCUUCCGGAGGUGCCGCGUCCGGUCGCGACGAUGCCUUUGCCGAGGCCGUCCAGGGAAUUAUCUCCAACGACCCACCUGCCGGAAUCUCCGAGAGCAACAAGAUCGGUGGCUUCAAGGUGGUUCAAUCGGAUGAGCACCAAGUGACUUAUGGAUGUGAUAAGGAUGGAGUAUGCUGCGCCGUCAUUACUGGCAACGCAUACCAAUCUCGAGUUGCCAUUGGAUGCCUCAACGAACUGUACACGGAUUUCAUGGCCAAGUUUGGCAAAGACACCAAGUCCGCUGCUGCCAACAGCCUCUCCAAGAAGUCCAAGGCCAUCAUGAAGGCCGUCAGUUCCAAGUACGAAGACCCCAGCAAGGUGGACAAGACUGCCAAGGUUCUAGGACAAGUCGAUGCCGUCAAGGGACAAAUGCAAUCCAACAUUGCCAAUAUGCUCAAGAAUACCGAAAAGGCCGAAUCCUUGAAUGAAAAAUCCAAUCAACUCAACGAGCAGGCAUCCGUCUUUAAGAAGCGGUCCACGGACCUCAAGAAGCAAAUGCGAUGGAAGAAUCUUAAAAUGACCAUUUUGUUGGCAUUGGUCUGCAUAGCCAUUGCUUGUGCCAUUAUCAUUCCGCUGGUAAACAAGGCCAAGGCCAUUACGGGAAAUGGAAGUGGAGAAAAUUAG